UGUCACUAGUCCACUGCGAUACUAUUAAUUACGACUACGUGCGGCACAUACACUGUAAAUUCAUCAUCUACGGAUAGCUGGUUUGCGGUCAGUACAGCGCCUGACCUCAGAACAAUCGAAUCGAGCGGUGUUAGAGGAUCUAUUAUCUUUGAAAGUAUGGCAAUGCAUCCGAUAAUAGUAAACAAUGAGGGCAGAGAUGCUUCGGCAGGCUAUCGUGCUCAACAAACCAAGCGGCAGUGUGAGAUGAACGAAGCACCACCACUUACAUUUGGUCUUCCGUCAUUAACAACUCCCACAACCAACGCCACCGCGAAAGUAGCAGCAACACGGAAAUUCAGCUCUUUCACAAAGCUCAUGACAGCCACAGUUGUUGCAGUUUAUGUUGUGUCUUCAGUUUCGGCCUUUACUCAAACACAAAAUCAAAUAGGAAUUAAAUCCAGAACACGGGCGACGGCGAAGUUGCAGUCCAUGUCAAUGAUAGGUAAAAAAAUGUCUUUCAUGGCUCCUACUUGGACUCCUUCGAAAUCAUCGUUAUCAACAAGACAGUCUAGAAUGAUCUUGUCCGCAGAAACUAAGUCAUCUACGGGAUCGAGCAAGUCCGAUCAGAAAGAAUUUAAGGCUGUCUUUUUGGCCUUGCAACUUUACAAGGCAGCCUACGGAGAUUUGAAAGUUCCAGCUCGUUUUGUUGUUCCUUCCGCAGCACCAUGGCCAGGUACGUAAACAGUGCAUGGAGAAAGAAUCGAAUCAUUUAUUUCGAAUCUUUCGGUACCAAUGUAAGCCGCUUCUCACCAACGUUCUUUCAUUCAUUCAAUUUGAACCAAUUGCUUUAUUUUCAGAACCAGCCUGGGGGAUGAAGCUCGGUCAGAAGGUUGGAGCCAUACGGGAGACGGGGUUGUACGUUGACAAAAGCAAAAAGCGACGUGAACAACUGGAAAAAUUGGGCUUCAUUUGGAAGCUCAGGGCCCCAACUGACACAAGCAUUCAGUUUGAUCAAAUAUAUGAUGCUCUUACUGUAUACCGAGCUGAAAUCAAACCAUCAGGACCACUGACUGUCCCCACCGAGUUUUCUGUUCCCGAUGCUGAACCUUGGCCAGAGAGCACAAGGGGACUACCGUUGGGUAGAAGCAUCAAACAGUUGCGAUCGAAGGAUUAUCUAAAGAAAAAUCCUGGUGCGGAAGAAAAACUGAAGCAAAUUGGUUUUGAGACCGACAAAAAGUUGUCAGCAAAUGACAAGAGAUUUCAAGCUGUCUAUUUAGCUCUUCAACGCUAUAAAGAGACAUACGGUGAUUUGUUGGUUCCUCAGCCGUUUGUAGUCCCUAGCGAUUCGGCAGAAUGGCCAGAAGAAUCGUGGGGAUUGAGACUUGGAGCACGCGUCAAUGCGAUUCGUAGUCAAGGAACCUUUAUCAAAAAUAAUUCCGAACGACAAGAUAUGUUAGAUGCAUUGGGAUUUGUGUGGACUCCUCCAGAAAAAGAAACAAAGAAGAGAGGACGAAAGACCUUGGAUCAGAUUGACCAGGAAGAAAAGGAAGCUAUACUGGAAGCAGAAUCAAAAACAAAGGGGGCUUCUAGCGUAGAGAAGAAAUCAGACGAGGAUAGUGCGGAUUCGUUCCUAUCGUUUUUUGACUUUAAAGAGAAUGAUCAAGAUAGCUCUGACAAUGACGAGACCCAAGGUCAACCAACUUGGGGACUGGAAGCUGGGCGUGAGUUCGACCGGUUACCAAAUAACAACCAACGCGAUGCUGCGGAGCAGGACUUUGAUGAAGAUUACGAAGCGCCCCGUUCGCUUGGUGAGAGCUUAGGAGCAGCUAGAGAACGAGCAUUGGAAGCUGGGGUGAUUGAAGAUACUGAUAGCAAACGACCGACAAAGCGCAAACGAGAACCUGAAAUACCCUGGUUCAAUGAUGAUUUCGGUGGUUACUUUGUCUUCGAGGACGUCGUGGAGGCCUUAACGUUGUACAAACAAGGCUACGGUGACUUCUCCAACUUGACUUCUGGAGAGUUUGUGAUUCCAGUAAAGGACGAACCUGAACACUCAUUUGAUGAUGAUUUUGAUGACGAGAUGGCGAUAAACGGAAUGGACGAGAGAGCUAUGACUGACGAAGAAAUCGAAGCCGAAAUGUUGCGACUAGAGAGUGGCCUCACAUCAACAGAUGACGCCGAAGAUAGUGAUGAUAUGAAGGAACUCGAGUGGCCUGAGCAUCUCGAAGGCAUGCGACUAGGUGACAUCGUGAAACGCAUGAAGGACGGAAGCCUUGAAGUGAAGCAUUUGCCUGAAAGAAAGGCUCAGCUCGAUGCCAUUGGUUUCGAUUGGGGUCCUGAAAAGUACUUUCUUGAUGUCCCAUUUGAAAAAGCCAUGUGUGCAAUGUAUGCGUUUUACAUGGUCAGAGGUGAUAUGUUUGUGCCAGCAGACUAUGUGAUGCCCGACGAAGAUCCCUGGCCGAGAGCGUUGGCGGGGUACGAGCUUGGAAAGGCUGUGCGACGAAUUCGCGAGCUACAAAACUUUUUCGAAGCAUUCCACGUCGAAAAAGUUGCACUUCUGAGAAUGAUUGAUUUUGUAUGGUUCCCAACCCUGGCUCUUCCCAUCGAUCCAGACGAACCAGCAGUUUCUGCAGAAAUGUUACUGCUAGGUGCCCUUGGCCACCCCGACUACCAUCAAUUGGAUGAAUUUCCCAUGGGACUUCCCGAAAAGAUCAUGGCAGAUGGACCAUUUCACGUCUCUGAUGACCCGAGAGAGUGGUGGCGCACUUGGCACAACUGGGACUACGUCGCAGAUAUAUGGGCCAGCAUGGGUACAAAAGAUCGAGCUGUAUCUCUGCGAAAAAGUGGUUAUCCAAGAAUGGCUAAAGAGCACGAAGAAAAGUACGGUCCUGGGCUCUUUCAGCAAAUCGACGAGUAUCUUGAGAAUAUCUUAGAGGAAAUUGGCGAAGUUCAAUUAGAGGCAAUGAUUGGCAAGGAGGAUGUGGAAACUUUUUAUGGAGUUGUAGAUAAGUAUGAUGGAAUGAUCAAGGAAUGGGAUAGUUUGACCCAUGAGGAGCGUAUGGAUGCUCCUGGAAUACAUCUUACGAAUUUUACUCUAUACGGACGAAAGGGAGGCCUACCAGCCAUAUUGAAGGUAUUCACGGACACUUUCGAAGAUAGUGAACGUCAACGGACCGAUCUCUCUGACAAGUUACUUGAUGUUCGGGACACUCUUUUCAACUACUUGGACGAGCUUUCUGAUUGCACAGAUAUGGACGAUUUUGAACUUGAUGUUCUCUGGCGAUUCCGAAUCAAGCUUUAUUUAUCGCUAGUACUAAAUGAUCAUUUUAACACGAAAGCAAUGGAUCGACAGAAACAGGAAGCAACAGCAAGACAAAUCGAUGAUAUGGAGAGUCAAUUAGAUACUCAACUAAUGAGUUUUGGUACUGACGACGAAGAUUUUGAAGAAGAAUCUGAAGAGGAUUUUGAGGUAGAGGAAUAUUCAGACGAAGAAGUAGAUGACUCGGAAUUCGACGAAGAGGAAGAAGAGAUCGAAGAAGAAGUUGGAAUAUAAUAAAGUAAAAAAAUGGUUUAAUU
Molecule: messenger RNA, 3555 nt
Organism: Pseudo-nitzschia multistriata
Lineage: Eukaryota; Bacillariophyta; Bacillariophyceae; Bacillariales; Bacillariaceae
Source: the annotation of a GenBank genome assembly